AUGUCAUUACCGACUAGCAAACAGCGGAGAAACGUGCGUGGAACAGGCGAUACCGAGGUACUCGCUGAGGAUGGGAGUAUGGAAGGGGAGGCGUUGGGCCCUGGUUCGUUCCCUGGGGUGAGCCUGGCCUGGGCACCCCUUGGCUCGCUCUCGCCUGGGUGCGCCCCGCGGAGCAGCGCACACCUCGGGCUCAGCCCAGAGCAGCGACCGCGCCUAAACGCGCAGUACUCAACCUGUCGAUGGUGUCGCGUGGUUGCUAUGUGGCUCCUUGAUGUCUUGGUUGAAGAAGAGCAUGUCUGCAAGUCUGGCUUUGUUGGUGUUGAGACUGGUGCCCAGAAAGCGAUAAAUGUAGUUUUAGGAUUUUGUGGGCCAAAUGUUGACAUUCGCAAUGAUAUCCAUGAGCUGAAACGCCUGGAGAACUGUACGGUAAUUGAGGGUUUCCUUCAAAUUCUGCUCAUCUCUAAAGCAGAGGAUUACCGCAACUUCCGCUUCCCAAAGCUCACUGUCAUAACUGACUAUUUGCUGCUGUUCCGUGUGGCAGGCUUGGAAAGCCUCAGUGAUCUCUUCCCCAACCUCACAGUCAUUCGUGGGAGGAACCUCUUCUACAACUAUGCCUUGGUUAUCUUUGAAAUGACAAAUCUUAAAGAGAUUGGACUCCACAACUUGAGGAACAUAACCCGUGGGGCCAUACGGAUUGAGAAGAAUUCUGACUUGUGUUACCUCUCCACAGUGGACUGGUCUCUCAUCCUAGAUGCAGUGUCCAAUAACUACAUUGUUGGGAAUAAACCUCCAAAGGAAUGUGGGGACUUGUGUCCAGGAACAAUGGAAGAGAAGCCAUUGUGUGAGAAGACAUCUAUUAACAAUGAGUACAACUACCGCUGCUGGACCACCAACCACUGCCAGAAAAUGUGCCCCAGCUCAUGUGGCAAGCGAGCCUGUACAGACCAAAAUGAGUGUUGCCAUCCCGAAUGCUUGGGGAGCUGCACAGCGCCUGACAACAACACCGCUUGCGUGGCCUGCCGCAAUUACUACUACGAAGGAGUCUGCAUGCCCACCUGCCCUCCUAACACCUACAAGUUCGAGGGCUGGCGCUGUGUGACUAAAGAGUUUUGCUCCAAAGUCCCUGCCACUGAAACCAGCGAAUAUGAGAGGUUUGUGAUUCACAACGAUGAGUGCAUGGCAGAAUGCCCUUCUGGAUUUAUACGCAAUGGGAGCCAAAGCAUGUUCUGCAGUCCUUGUGAGGGGCCUUGUCCCAAAAUUUGUGAGGACGGGAAAACGAAGACCAUUGACUCUGUCACGUCAGCACAAAUGUUGCAGGGAUGCACAAUUCUCAAGGGAAAUCUGCUGAUUAACAUCCGUCGUGGAAAUAACAUCGCCUCAGAACUGGAGAAUUUUAUGGGUCUGAUUGAGACAGUAACAGGGUAUGUGAAGAUUCGUCAUUCCCAUGCAUUAGUCUCCUUGUCUUUCUUGAAGAACCUGCGGUAUAUUCUGGGAGAGGAACAGGUGGACGGGAAUUAUUCCUUCUACGUGCUUGACAACCACAAUCUUCAGCAGCUGUGGGACUGGAACCAUCAUAACUUGACGAUCAAGGAGGGGAAAAUGUACUUUGCAUUUAAUCCUAAACUGUGUGUUUCUGAGAUUUACCGUAUGGAGGAGGUUUCAGGAACCAAGGGGCGACAGAGCAAAGGCGAUAUAAAUCCAAGGAACAAUGGGGAGAGAGCCUCUUGUGAAAGCCACAUACUGCGUUUUGUUUCCAACACUACGCUCAAGAAUCGGAUUAAACUAACAUGGGAACGGUAUCGCCCUCCAGAUUAUAGAGAUCUCAUUAGCUUCACUGUUUACUACAAGGAAGCACCAUUCAAAAAUGUGACAGAGUACGAUGGGCAAGAUGCAUGUGGCUCUAACAGCUGGAACAUGGUCGAUGUUGACCUGCCACCAAACAAAGAGAACAAUCCAGGAAUUCUACUGCAGGGGUUGAAACCUUGGACUCAAUAUGCCAUUUAUGUCAAGGCUGUUACCCUCACGAUGAUGGAAAACCAUCAUAUUCAUGGAGCAAAAAGUGAAAUUGUAUACAUACGAACUAAUGCUGCAGUGCCAUCCAUUCCUUUGGAUGUUAUUUCAGCAUCCAACUCCUCAUCCCAACUGAUUGUGAAAUGGAAUCCUCCGUCUCUUCCCAAUGGCAACCUCUCAUACUACAUCGUACGAUGGCAGCAGCAACCUCAGGACAGUUACCUUUACAGACACAAUUACUGCUCCAAAGAUAAAGUCCCAAUUCGAAGAUAUGCUGAUGGGACCAUUGAUACAGAAGAAGCUACUGAACCCACCAAGCCAGAGGGCUGUGGGGGAGAAAAAGGACCUUGUUGUGCUUGUCCCAAGACAGAGGCAGAAAAGCAAGCUGAGAAGGAGGAGGCAGAGUACCGGAAAGUCUUUGAGAACUUCCUUCACAACUCCAUCUUUGUCCCCAGACCCGAUCGGAAGCGGAGGGAUGUGUUCCGAAUCGCAAAUGCCACUUUGGCCACUCGAAACAGGAAUGCGACUGGGACAGAUCACUUCACCAAUGUUUCUGACGCAGAGGAGAGUGAGGUGGAAUACCCGUUCUUUGAGACCAAAGUGGAUGGCAAGGAGAGAACUGUCAUCUCCCAUCUCCAGCCUUUUACUCUUUACCGCAUUGAUAUUCACAGCUGCAACCACGAAGCUGACACACUUGGUUGUAGCGCUUCCAACUUUGUCUUUGCAAGAACCAUGCCUUCAGAGGGAGCAGAUAACAUUCCAGGAACGGUAGCAUGGGAAGCAAAAGAAGAAAAUACUGUCUACCUGAAGUGGUUAGAACCUGCAAAUCCGAAUGGGUUGAUACUAAUGUAUGAAAUCAAAUAUGGGCAGCAUGGAGAGGAGAAACGAGAAUGUGUUUCCAGACAGGAAUACAAGAAGCUUGGAGGAGCUAAACUGACUCAUCUGAACCCUGGAAACUAUUCUGCUAGAGUUCAGGCCACUUCGUUAGCUGGAAAUGGUUCAUGGACUGAACCAGUCUCUUUCUAUGUGCAACCCAAAUCAGCAAACUAUGGAAACUUCCUGCACUUGAUAAUUGUGCUCCCUAUUGCUUUUCUGCUCAUCAUUGGGGGAUUGCUGAUAAUGCUGUACGUCUUCAACAAAAAGAGGAACAGUGACAGGCUGGGCAAUGGAGUACUUUAUGCUUCUGUGAACCCCGAGUACUUCAGUGCUUCAGACGUGUAUGUUCCAGAUGAAUGGGAGGUGCCCCGUGAGAAGAUCACCAUGUGUCGGGAGCUUGGGCAAGGCUCCUUCGGAAUGGUGUACGAAGGAAUAGCCAAGGGAGUGGUGAAGGAUGAGCCAGAGACCAGGGUGGCCAUCAAGACUGUCAAUGAGUCUGCAAGCAUGCGUGAGAGGAUAGAGUUCUUAAAUGAGGCCUCAGUGAUGAAGGAGUUCAAUUGUCACCAUGUGGUUCGGCUGCUUGGUGUUGUUUCUCAGGGCCAGCCUACGCUGGUUAUCAUGGAGCUGAUGACACGUGGGGACCUCAAAAGUUACCUGAGAUCAUUGAGGCCAGACACAGAGAGUAAUCCUGGCCAGGCACCUCCAACUCUGAAGAAGAUGAUUCAGAUGGCAGGAGAGAUUGCUGAUGGGAUGGCAUACCUCAACGCCAACAAAUUUGUUCACAGAGACCUUGCCGCGAGAAACUGCAUGGUGGCAGAAGACUUCACAGUGAAAAUUGGAGAUUUUGGCAUGACAAGAGAUAUCUACGAGACAGAUUAUUAUCGUAAAGGAGGGAAAGGUUUGCUGCCUGUCCGCUGGAUGUCCCCAGAAUCACUGAAAGAUGGAGUCUUCACAACGCACUCCGAUGUCUGGUCUUUUGGUGUUGUACUUUGGGAGAUUGCAACGUUAGCAGAGCAGCCGUACCAAGGCAUGACCAAUGAACAAGUGCUCCGCUUUGUGAUGGAAGGAGGUUUGCUGGAAAAACCAGACAAUUGCCCUGAUAUGCUGUUUGAGCUGAUGCGCAUGUGCUGGCAGUACAAUCCGAAAAUGAGGCCCUCCUUUCUGGAAAUAAUCGGUAGCAUUAAAGACGAGCUGGAUCCAGCAUUCAAAGAGGUCUCCUUCUUCUACAGUGAAGAGAACAAGCCUCCAGAUACAGAGGAGCUUGACCUGGAGACUGAAAACAUGGAGAGCAUUCCUUUAGAUCCCUCCUCCACCCUCCAACCCACUGACAAGCACUCAGGACACAAAGCCGAGAACGGCCCGGGCGUGGUGGUCCUUCGGGCCAGCUUCGAGGAGAGACAGCCGUACGCACACAUGAACGGGGGACGCAAGAAUGAGAGGGCCUUACCCUUGCCCCAGUCUUCGGCCUGCUGAUCCUUAGAACCAGAAUCUCACAGAAAUAAAACACAGAAAAACACAUGCAUUGGGGGAAGAAAGAAAGAAAAUUACAAUAUAUUCAAAAGCCUACUGUACCUCAGUGGAUCUUCAGAACUGCCAUAGCUGCACUUGGGAGAACCCUUUUUUCAGUAAACAAGUUAUCGUAUUUUUCUUUUUUCAAUAUGCAAGCAGAUGUUUGUUUCAGUAAAGGACUCCAUUCAUGGGGCACACAGUUGGCCUUUUAAAACUCUAAUGUUAACACUUAAUAGCAACAGAAAACUUGAGUUCUGAUGUCUCUCUCUCUCUCCUUCUCUCUCCUCUCUUCUUUCUCUUUCUUCCUGUCUCUCUUUGCUUCAUAAUGGGAAACAUAUCUGCGUGCAAGUUCAACCGUACAGCACUUUUAUCAGAUCAAAGAUAUUGCAGGCCAGGUGGCUCCCCGGUACCCUUGCAAGCACCUGCCUAACACUGUAGGUCUUUAUAAAAAAAACAAACAAACAAAAAAAAAACCACAAACAAAAAAAACACACAAAAAAAAACAACUAAAAAAGACUGGAUUUUUAAUGUUGCUCUUUAAUCUUUUUAGGAACACGUAAAAGAAUAAAAAAGGGCCAUCAUUCGUCCAAGGUUGUUAACCAUUUUCAACGCUGCCAAAUUUUGCCAAAAAAAUGAACUCUUUGUUUUUUGUUUUUGUUUUUUUGUAGGCAUGGAGGAGCACAGUAAUCAACUGCUCUGUUUAAAAGAGAUCCUGACCAAUACAUUCUAUUCAAUCAUACACUGGUAUUUAAAAAAAAAAAAAUUAAAAAAUCAAAUUGUCUAGAUCUUUUUUCAAAACUGGACAAAAUGUGAUUUAUUUUUUCUUGUGAUGGAGAAGAUAAAAGGGAUGGGGGUAAAGAAACAGCCCUCCCUCCACCCCUAUCCCCAUCCCAGUGAAUUCUGGACAAAACUGGCAGUGGUGAGCUAAAUAAACACGUGCAUUUCGUACAAAAAAAGUCAACCGCACGCCAAAAAUGAAACAUGAAAAACAUGAAAAUAACCGGCAGAGAUCUCCAUCGUUGCAGCCUGCCUUCCUUCACAGGCUUGCAAGGAAAAAAACACCUAGAAACAUAAAUUGGAGAAGACAAAAAAAAAGCAGUAACCGGAUUCAAGUAUAUGAUGCUUUGUUGACCUUUUCUCUUUAUUAUUAAGACUUCUCGAAGGGUCUUGCAGUUCUAUGUUAGACCAUGGAUCAUUUGCAUACACAUUGUCUUUUGUGUCACUUUUAUAACUUUUUUACGGUUCAGAUACUCAUCUAUAUGUCUGUACAGAAAAAAGCUGCUAUUUUUUUUGUUCUUUAUCUUUGUGGAUUUAAUCUAUGAAAACCUUCAGGUCUGCCCUCCUUCCCUUCCCUCCCACUUCAACAAAUUUUCUUAUGCUUUGUACUAUAGUGUGUAACUUUUACUUCCUCCUUCCCAGUAACUGAUACCUUUCAUAUGAUUUGCCAUGAACUGUUUAAUGCCUUUUUAUAAAUACAUUUCCUCUUUUUUUUUUCUUUUUUUUUUUUUUUUCCAUUAGUUGUUUUACAACAUCUUGGCUGUGUGGGCUACAGGGCUUUUGAGGGGGACAUGGAGAAAGAAGGGACACCCUGCACGGAAACACUCUAGCAGUGCUGUGGUGUGGUGUUUUUAAACCUCAGUUUUCCUUCCUUCCCACUAACCUCUGCCCAGACAGCAUGCGAGUCUCUUACAGUGCAAGGCAUGAUACAAACUCAGGUCAGAAAAAAAAAAAGGUUAAAUAUUUAGUACAUUCUUGUUCAGUGUUUAUAUUCAUUGUUGUACAAGGGUCCUACCCCUCCUCCCCUCCCCGCUUGUUUUGGUUGUGGCACACAUCCACCCACCCAUCCCCACACACACUCCCCACACAGACACACACACAUACUUCUUUUUUUUCAUUUGUUGGGUACAACAGCAGACACCAGGCUUUUGGGUCACUGAUUUUUAAAAAGACUAUUGUAACCCUUCCGCCCCGUGAACAGGAGCUAUACCCGUUGCAGCUAGUGAUGCCAGGCGUUCUUAGGGUGGCCACUGAACACCUGGCUCCAGCAAACCCCAGCUCUUCACCUUCCUAAUGAGAGGAAGCCCUCAUGGAGGGCACCCUGGGCUGCACUUCGCACCCCUGGCAAGAAAAAAAAACAACAACCAAACCAAACCCACCACGCCAUUUCCACAGGGCUGGGUGGAAAGGCUGUAGCUGGUGCCAGUAUCUUGGCUAGCAAACAGUUAAGUGUUGGCAGCUAUGGAAACCUGUACAAGUAGGAGCUUGUUGCUUAAAUCAUAGACCAAACCUCAGAACAAAAGAAAACGAGUAAGCUUGUUUGUUCAGUUGCAGAAGCCUUGGUGAAAGGGGAAGGAGGGGGCCAUCAGAAAGUCUACAACCAAGGAGUCAUACCAGUUGCUCAUCGUACCUUAGUUACAGCAUCUUAAGCCUUUGUUUAGCACUGAUCCAACCAAAUGAUGGCAGUGAAGAGGUGGUUCUGGGAUGGAAACGUUGAAAUCUUUUGAGUAAGAACAAAGAAUUAAAAUAUACUGAUUGCUAGUUUUGACUGGAGAUUUUUAAAAAGUUUGUAGUGCUUUUUGCUUGUGUAGUUUAGGUCCCAUUAUCUUCUCUUGCCUCUGUCCCAUAGUUAUUUUUCCCUUUUAAAAAUGAAAAAGACAAAAAAGUUAAUUAAGAAGGUAUUCUAUGUAGGAUUUUUUAUUUAUUUUUGUGAUAUCAGUUUAAAUCACUGUAGAGAUGCCCCAUAAUAAAUUUAAAUACUGAGAUAAGGGGUUUUGAGUAUGACGGGGGACAGUUUUUGAUUUUUUUUUUUUUCCAAACAUUUAUCUACCUCACUCUUAUUUUUUUAUAUGUGUGUAUAUAAAAAAAAAUACAUCUCACAUUUCUCAGCAGCCAAUAAAUGCCGUUGAUACUGGUAACCUCUCACUCCAUAUACCACAUGCUCUAGGUUCUGGAGGGGAACAGUCACUGCCUGUCACAAAGGGUCACUUCAGAAUAUUUGCCUCAAUUCUAAGGAGUUUCUCUAAUUUUUUGGUUCACAUUCUUUAUUGUGAGGAGAAAUCAAAGAGCUGUCUGAUAUAGGGUGACCAUCCUUUAAGGAAACACCAGGGUUUUUCAGUGUGCUGUUGCAGCAGUCCUCAGGUCAGCAACAAAACACUGCGUGUUUAGACAAGCAGAGACGUAGCUAACCUGAUACGAGUACUUCAAAUUAUGAGUAUUGGAUGAAAUCUGGUACAAAAAUCAAUUGUUUAGAAUGUUUGAAGGUCCAGAAGAAUUACUAAAGGGAAUGGUCUUUCUGUUUGUCCUGUAGAAUGAGCUAAGUCAUUCCUACCAGUUUUUCCUCAGAUGCCACAAGCACCAAAAAGGCAUUUGGCUGAAUCAGCACCUAAAAAUAAAUUGGCUCGUACAGCAAUAGCUCUGCUUUCUUGACCAAAAAAACAAUGAAAAAACCUGUCACAGGCUGCCUGAUGAUACUACUACAUCGAGUUUACAGCUUUGGAUCUUUGCUGCUUCUGUUUGAUGAGAGCACUGAUAUUUUUUUUUUUUCAAAACUAACAUUGAAUUGAUUUCUUUUAAUGUGCCAGUAAAAAUUCAGUUCCCUUUUCUUCCCCUGUUUAUAUGCUUCGUAACUGUGGAUUCUGAUGGACCAGCCAUCAAAUUUUAACUGCCCUCUGACAGCGUGUAACUGGUUUACAAGCACACAGGACUAACAUGAGCUUGCCAUCAACUUGAUGUAUAAUGUUUCUCUUUUUCCAGCUCUGGCAGCUGUUCGUGCAGGUGUUGGUUGUGGUAUCUGAAUAAUGUGGUGCUUGGCUACUUCAAGUUGUACAUGGUCUCUUGAAUACACAGUGCUGUGGUUAAGUGCUACAGAGUUUGUCUUUGGAGCGAGCGUUUCUCUCUGGCCCUGAGAAACCAGCAAAAUUUAAAGUUUUUACUAGGUUGUUUUGCUUUUCCAUUUUUUAUUGGGUUCCGGUGACCUUUUGGUGCAGUGGCUGUUCCCCUCUCUUGCACAUAUUGAUUACCACAACUGGAGAUCCUCAGAUCUUUCAGCUGGCUAGGAGGGUUUUGUUAAAACUGUCCAAGUUACUGGUUUUUAUAAUUGUAUGUAGGUGGUUUUAAAAUGCAUUAGGAUGAAACACUAAUGACGUAGCACCCAUCAUGAUAAACAUUUCAAAAAGCACUUCAGUAGAAGACAGUCAUGUGGCAUCACGUGCGCGUGCGUGAUGACAGUCAGCUCUCCUGGACCAAACCACCUUCAUGAUACCAUUGCGUUCUGUGUUUGCAAUUCAAGCUUAAUUCCUUUUUUGUUCUGUUUGUUUCCAUAGCUUUUUUUUUUUUUGUUGUGUUUUGUGCAUUUUGAAUAGCUUUAUUCACAUGGGUUUUUCAUGCAGACUUCCCUUGGACAGUAAAUCAACUUGUUUGUGCAUGUGAACAACUGAGAAUUAAUGUUGGCUUGAUAGAGUCAUAAUACGGUUUGUAAUGUUGUUCUUCCCUGAGACCACUGGCUUGUCUGGUAUGGAAAAUUUAUUUAGAACUUCAGCUAUGUUUGAAUAAAGUUAAAGUAAUCCAGUUUGUUUAUAAAUUAAAAACAAAAGCCCACCCAGCCCUGAAAACCAGCAUUUUGACAAAUGGUACCAAGAUGUUUUAAUGCAGUAGGAUAACAAAUGGGCAUCACUGUGGGGAGCAGGCGGCUUUGAUGUUAGUGCGCGGCCAUUGUUCCCACCUGACUCGUCGGUAAAAGCUGCUCGGCGGCACAGAAGGUGGUUUGGUUGCAAAGGAAUGUGGCUCCUACGUAAACACAGACGUGUCAGCCGCGCGGUACCAAAUGAGAUGCUCUUUUGGGGGAAUCAUAAACUAGACGCAGAAGCUGAGCGUGAUGGAAGGUGUGAGGCCAGCCGGUGGGCACCAGGUCUUUCUCAGCGUGAUGCCUCUGCUCUUUAAAGCUGGUUCUAAGUGAUGUAUGAUUCUAGGCAUGUUCGCACUGAUGCUCCUCUUGGUCUUUAAAAACAAAGGAAAGAAAGCCCAGUUUGCCCAGGACAACUGGUCACCAGAUGGAACUGCUCUCAGGUCCUCUGGGAACUGCCGAGGGGUGUUCAGUACAAUCCGUGUCCAAGUGAACAACACUCCUAUUGUUGAUACAACUCCAUAUAUAUAUAUAUAUAUCUAUAUAUACAUAUAUAUAUAUCUGCAUAUGUAUAUCUAUAAUAUAGAUAUAUAUCUAUUUAAACCCUUUUCAUUCCAUUAGUACAAGUAACACUUGUUUCCUGUUAUUCUUACUUUGUUUGUCAACGGUGUAUGUAAUCACUGGGCUGAACAACAGUGGAGGAAGGUGCAAGGGAUCCACUCCUUACUAACCAGUGAUAAAAGCCAGAUAUUGCAACUUAACUCAUGAGUAGUUGUGCAGACAAGAAUUUAAGAAUGAUGUGUAGAAACAACACUAGCGGCCAGGGGUGCUGAAGAUACAGAACUACAAAUAGGCAGGAGGGCUUCGAAGGGUGCCUCGGUUCAGAAACUGGCUGCUCGGAGACACUGACCAGCCUCCAAACCGGAGCACAGCCAGGAAAAUCAGAAUUGAGACAGGCCGGUGUGGAGACAUGUGGAAACAAAGGAUGCAGAAAUGGGCGUUUACAAAGACACAGGGCUUGGCAGAAGAUUGAGGUAAUUUCCUGAGCUUGUUUUGUGGGACAGCAUCAGAGCUCAGGUAUCACAACUCUGAUCGUUGGUACUUGUAAAUAAACCUUUGGAUUUUCCAGCUGGGGUGGUAAAUUCAUUACCAGGAGUUUAACGGUCGUUAGCAGUGGGCUCUAUGAAUCGGUCUCAACUUACAGUUGAUCUGUUUUGCAAGUACCUGAAGACUAUCACUAGUUUGUGUGUGUGCAUAUGCGUGUGUGUGUGCUCAUCUUUUUUUUGGUAUGUAUUUUGUUGGUUAGUAAUCCAUUAGCAUUUUCAAUAGGGCUUUAAGUCCAGUAGAUUACGGGUAGUCAGUUGACGAAGAUCUGGUUUACAAGAACUAAUUAAAUGUUUCAUUGCAUUUUGUAAGUACAUAGAAUAAUUUUAUAAAAUGUUUGUAGUUUAUAAAUGCCUAAAAUAUAAUUUAAGGGCACUUUUCUGUGUCUGUGUAUGGGUGUGUCUGUAUGUGAUCAGUUUUUUUGAUGGUACCAGUUUACUAGCUAGCUUUACAAUAUGCCAAAAAGGAUCGCUGACUUGUCCAAUUCAUGGCUUGUCCCUCUCCCCCUUCCCGCCCAAGCUUUGUGUCCCAGUAUACAGUGAAUGAAUAAAUAAGUUGGGGAAAUGUUCUGUAUCUUCAGUAUCCUGGUCUUCCAGAGCCCUCUGGUUGGGGUGGGAUCAUCUUAACUGGUCAUUUCACGUUACUGUCUAGGGCAGUUAUCUUCACGGAUCACAAGAACCUCACUGGUCGGGGAAACAGAACGGGUUUUGCUGCUACCCGGUCUCACUCGGGCUGUUCAGUACCUGCUUCACGGUGGCCGUGUGGUUUGAAGGAUGCGACUACAUAAGGGAAAGAGGGAGGGCGGUUUUCAUCGUGACUGUUGAAGACCUAUUUGCAGAUUUCUUGUCACAUCAAAAGUUUGCGUGCAGCCUCUAAAGACGUUGAGCACCAUUUGAAGCUUUGUUGAAAUGCGCAAGGCGGGGUCCCUAUUUAUUUUUAUUUAAGCAUAUUGAAGAUCCCUUCACCCUCACUCCCCUCAAUUUGACUACCACAUUGCUGAAGGGUUCUGAUGAUUUAGAUACUGUUUAAAAAUCAGCUCUUCUGUUUUCUGAACCAGUGAGGUUUGAGAUGAAAGGAUUGGCCAGAGUUUGUCUACCUCUGGGACAAAAACAAAACUAGAAAGUGCUAAGGAAUGGAUGCAGUUGCAAAUACAUUUUCCAAUUUUUCUUGUUUAAAUUUUUUUAAGAGAAAAUUAAACAAUAACAUGGCCAAUUUAUUACAUAAAAAGACUUGCUGUGUAUAAAUUAUUCCUAAAGAAAUUCCUGUGUUUAUAUUAAAAUGAAUCAGUAGAUAAAAAAAAAAUUUCAAAAUGUUUUUGUAUAUUCUGUUGUAAGAAUUUAUUCCUGUUAUUGCGAUAUACUCGGGAUUCUUUACAUUAUGAAAAGAAGAAACUUUGUCUAUUUUGAAUGGCUGAAGCUAAGGCUCCUUUAGUUUCUCUUACUCUGCUUUUUUCUAGUAGUUUCAGUACUACAUGAUUUAAGUUAAAUAAAAGAAUUCUGUAUGCA
Molecule: messenger RNA, 11625 nt
Organism: Athene cunicularia (burrowing owl)
Lineage: Eukaryota; Metazoa; Chordata; Aves; Strigiformes; Strigidae
Gene: IGF1R
Product: insulin like growth factor 1 receptor
Exons: 22
Coding region: 1-4359 (1452 amino acids)
Biological process (GO): insulin-like growth factor receptor signaling pathway; regulation of JNK cascade; positive regulation of kinase activity
Cellular component (GO): insulin receptor complex; axon; membrane
Molecular function (GO): ATP binding; insulin receptor substrate binding; insulin receptor activity
Source: RefSeq, a predicted model, not a curated record